AUGUCGUCAUUCUCAAGACUCGUUCGCUUCCUUGCAAAAGAUGGCAAGACCUAUUACGGAGAUGCACUUGUACCCUCUGGAGCCAACGACUUGACACGAGUGGCCCAGGCCAAGGUCAUCCAGGGUACACCAUGGGGACAACAUCAAGUCACCGAGCGCGUAGCUGAUGUGCAGAAGCUCCUCGCACCAUUAGCCCGAGAGGACAUCAGGACUGUCCGCUGCCUCGGCCUCAACUAUGAGCAGCAUGCAAUUGAAUCCAACAUGCCCAUCCCAAAGUAUCCCGUUCUCUUCUACAAGCCCGUAACCUCAGUCACCGGACCCUUUGACAAGAUACCUGUCUGUGCGGCAGCUCAAGAAGGAGAAGGACUCGAUUACGAGUGCGAACUGGUCGCUGUGAUUGGAAAAGAGGGAACAAACAUCAAAGAGUCCCAGGCACUCUCGUACGUGGCAGGUUAUGCUGUAGGAAACGAUGUUUCGCAUCGUGACUGGCAACUCAAGCGCGGUGGUGGGCAAUGGGGUCUCGGCAAAGGCUUCGAUGCAUGGGCUCCCUUCGGUCCUGCAAUUGUCAGCACCAAGCUGAUUCCGGACCCGCAAAACCUGAGGAUCACGACCAAGGUCAACGGCAAGACUGUUCAAGACAGCAAUACUGGCGACAUGAUCUUUGGAAUUGCAAAGACCAUUAGCAUUCUGAGCCAAGGUACCACUUUGUUGCCUGGAGAUUUGAUCUUUACCGGAACUCCACAGGGUGUCGGCAUGGGCCGCAAGCCUCAGGUUUGGUUGAAAGAUGGAGAUGUUGUGGAAGUCAACCUCGAAGGCGUGGGCAGCUGCAUCAAUCAGGUCGGAUUCGAAAAGACGAAGGCACGUCUGUGA
Molecule: messenger RNA, 870 nt
Organism: Aureobasidium namibiae CBS 147.97
Lineage: Eukaryota; Fungi; Ascomycota; Dothideomycetes; Dothideales; Saccotheciaceae
Exons: 5
Coding region: 1-870 (289 amino acids)
Molecular function (GO): catalytic activity
Source: RefSeq, a predicted model, not a curated record